AUGCCGUUUCUUGGCCGUGAAAAAGCCCGUGGCCCAAGACCGCGCAGAUCGGACGACGAGUUUGUCGUCUUCUUACAAGGUAUUCCGGCCCAUUGCCGCUGGCAAGAAUUAAAGGAUCUGGUGCGGCAGACGGCGCUGCAUAUCCGCCAGGCAGUGGUGUACGAUGAUAGCCAUGGCGUUCCCACAGGAUUAGGUCAGAUCAUCGUCAAGAACGAGGACGAGGCGUGGCGGACAUAUCACCGGUUAUCGACAAAUGGAUGGGAUGGUCAGAGCUUGGUCGUCACACUGGCACGCACCAGCGCACCCACCAAGCCCAUCGCAGGGCCGACAAGAAGCCCGUCGGCCAUGAUGUCCUCGGGCUAUGCGACGCCUCCACGAGGGCAGGGCAAUCUGACGAUGCCACCGUCGCCCAUAUCACCCGAAUCAGUGCAUCCAUCCAGCCCAACAACGUAUUCAUACCCAGAUUAUGGACCCAUGAUGAGUCCCAUGGGCAUGCCACCCCAGCAGUUCAUGCCUAUGAUGGCCGACCCUAUGGCACAUCCACUCCCCGGCUACCCACCAUCACCACUGAUGCACUGCACGAUGUUCGACCCACCAGCCUGGGCCAUGAUGCCCGCGUAUCCAAUGUCCCCGAUGCAUCCCCUACAUGAAACAGCAGCCGAGGACGGAACAGGAUACGAGAGAUACCCACGCAAACAGCACGAUCAUCAGUACAUCCCCAACUCGAGGGGAAUAUCAAUCCACAAUCUCAGCACCAGCGCCACAAAUGUCGACCUCAAGAACCUCCUCCAGGGCGCCGGCACGGUAGAGCAAUGCACCGUGACGGCGACAUCGGACGCCAAGACGAGCUACGGCUCGGCGACGAUGUUCAGCGCCGACGAGGCGCGCCGCGCUGUGUCGAUGUUUAAUAACAUGAGUUUCAUGGGUGCGCAGCUGCGUGUAAAAAUGGCGAGGACAUCGCAUGCUUCAUGGGGAGGAAGCUGGGAUGGGACAGUGCUGGGUGGUGGUUAUGGGUACUGGGAUGAGCUGGAAGGGCUGGAUUGGGCAGAGAUCGAGGAAAGUGGAGGCUUUGGAGCUGCUGCGACGAUUAAUAGGACUGUGGAUCCGUGCCAGCCACUUGUGGUCGAUGGAUCGGGACAAACGAUAUUCCUCAAAUUGCGAGACACGGCUUAG
Penicillium lagena is the source of this 1173-nucleotide messenger RNA. Its product is annotated as Nucleotide-binding alpha-beta plait. Lineage: Eukaryota; Fungi; Ascomycota; Eurotiomycetes; Eurotiales; Aspergillaceae. Bases 1 to 1173 code for a protein of 390 amino acids. The transcript is spliced from 5 exons. Gene Ontology annotation, cellular component: cytoplasm; ribonucleoprotein complex; nucleus. Gene Ontology annotation, molecular function: mRNA binding. The record is from RefSeq and is a predicted model, not a curated record.